Molecule: messenger RNA, 510 nt
Organism: Nelumbo nucifera (sacred lotus)
Lineage: Eukaryota; Viridiplantae; Streptophyta; Magnoliopsida; Proteales; Nelumbonaceae
Product: Ribosomal protein S30 family protein
Biological process (GO): translation
Cellular component (GO): cytosolic small ribosomal subunit; ribosome
Molecular function (GO): structural constituent of ribosome
Source: RefSeq, a predicted model, not a curated record
CCCUAACCCUAGAAAUUGCUUUCUUCUUUGCUCUGUCGAUUGUUUUCGCCGAUCGAGUCAGAGGCGUCAGCUGCAGGAGCACAUCAACCAACCCUAACAAUCCGUUCGAAAUGGGUAAGGUUCACGGAUCUCUGGCUCGUGCCGGGAAGGUGAGAGGCCAAACUCCAAAGGUGGCGAAACAAGACAAGAAGAAGAAGCCCAGAGGCAGGGCUCACAAGCGCAUGCAGUACAACCGGCGUUUCGUUACAGCCGUUGUCGGUUUUGGAAAGAAGAGGGGCCCCAACUCAUCAGAGAAGUAAGGUUCAAAUUUGAGGAGUUAUUUUAGGAUUAGGAUGAUGGUUCUAGUUGUGAAUUUUUGUUUUUAGCCACUACAGGUGCUGGCAUAUUAAUAUGGAACCUUAGUUGAAUAUAAGUUUACUCUAUUAUGUACGGUUGACAUAGAAUAUCUCUGGAAUUUUUAUUCUUGUUUGAUAUUUUGCUGCAAGGGAAAUAUUCAACAUUUGAAAUUAA